AACAUGGUUUUCCAUCCAAUUUUAGCCAGCCCUUAAUGACGAUGGCCCUGAAAGGCACACACUCUCCAAACGGACAUACAGACAAUCUCCCGGAAUACGAGAUGCUAGCAAAUGGCAAUCCGGGAAAGAAACCUGAACUUGAUCCAAAGAAAACAGUCGUUAGGAUCCAGGAAAACCCUCUGGCUGAACUGAACACGGAGAAGCCACCUCUACCAAAUGAUAUGGUACAACUACGUAUAGAGAAAGGUGAAUCCAGAUGUGGAUCACGAUUCCGGGCAGGUUACAGAACAACAUUCGAACUUUUCUUGAGUCUGACCAUAGCAGUACUAGGAUUAACUUGCUGCGCUUUGUUCUAUAUGAUUUUCUUGCAAGCAGGCCGACCUAGUCUGAAUAUUUGCCUGACGCAAGAAUGUGUAAAAACAGCGGCUUCGCUUCUAAAUGCAAUGGACCAAAGUUCAGAUCCGUGCGACGACUUUUUCCAAUAUGCCUGUGGGACAUGGAAUAAAUUACACAUGAUUCCCCAAGACAGGAGUAGCAUUAGUACCUUCGAGGUCAUGGCAGAUGACCUCCAAGUUAUAUUGAAAGGUUUACUGGAAGAACCUGCUAACAAUCACGACAACAGUGCCACAAUCAAGGCAAAGACCUUUUACAAAUCCUGCAUAUCAACAGCUCAAAUAGAUGCUAUCGGCGAUAAGCCUCUCCGUGACGUCGUUAAAGAACUUGGAGGAUGGCCGGUGGCAGAAAGAGAUUGGGUUGAACCAGAAUGGCCACUUGAGCAUCUUCUCGGUCAGUUACGAGGCGACUACAAUCAAGGAAUCAUCAUCGAGCAAUGGGUGGGACCUGACGACAAGAACUCUUCUGUCAACGUCAUUCAGUUGGACCAGAUGACGUUCGGUCUCCCAAGUCGAGAAUAUUUUUUAAAGGACAGCAGCGAACGUGAAAGAAAAGCAUACUUGAAACUGAUGGUGGAAAUUGCAACACUCUACGGUGCUGAGAGAGAAACAGCAGAAAUAGACAUGUCAGAUGUCUUAGAUCUUGAAAUACGACUUGCAAACGCUUCAACACCAGAAGCUGACCGGCAUGAUACUGGAGCAAUAUACAACAAAAUGUCUUUACAAGAGCUUUCCGAAAUUGUACCAGAGUUUGACUGGGUUUACUAUCUGAAUACAUUUCUUCCCACAAAAAUUGACGACCAGGAGCCAGUGGUGGUUUAUGCUCUACCAUAUCUGCAGGAGAUGGGGCAGAUUAUCUCUCAAGCUAACCGACGGACAAUCCACAACUAUGCCAUCUGGAGACUCAUUAAGCAUAUGAUUCCGUUUCUGGAUGGUGAAUAUAGUCAAAAACGGACCGAGUUCAAGAAAGUUCUGCUAGGGAUAUCUGCAGAAAGGGAACGUUGGAACCAGUGCGUUGAUCUAGUUAACAAGAAAAUGGGUAUGGCAGUCGGCGCCCUCUUCAUCCGGGACAAUUUUGAUCCUAAAAGUAAAGAAACGGCUCAAGAAAUGAUUCUCAAUAUUCGGGAAGCUUUUAACGAACUUCUAGAAGAAAAUGCUUGGAUGGAUAAAGAGACACGAGAAGUUGCCAGAGACAAGGCAAAUGCCAUGAAUGAAAGAAUAGGUUAUCCAGACUUGUUGACUAAUCCUGUAGAAUUAUCCAAAGAGUAUGAAGGGUUGGUUAUUCAUGACGACUUAUUCCUGGUGAACAUACUUAAUGUUUUUGAGUUCGAAGCAAUCAAGAACCUUAAGAAGCUAAGACAACCAGUCAACAAGGACAGGUGGACUACAGAGCCAGCUGUUGUGAAUGCCUUUUAUAAUCCUAACAAAAAUGACAUAGUCUUCCCGGCCGGUAUAUUGCAACCUUUGUUUUAUAGUCAUUACUUUCCAAAGUCUUUAAACUACGGGGGCAUAGGAGUUGUAAUUGGUCAUGAGAUGACUCAUGGAUUUGAUGACAAAGGACGUCAGUUCGAUAAAGAAGGUAACUUGAAGCAGUGGUGGAACGAAGCUACUGUUCGCCGAUUCCGCGAAAGAGCGCAGUGCAUCAUAGACCAAUACUCCAGUUACGUUCUCGAAGAUAUAGGACUCAACAUCAAUGGGAAAAUGACGCAAGGGGAAAACAUUGCAGACAACGGAGGUCUGAAGCAAGCUUAUCGGGCAUACAAAAAAUGGGUUAAGAGACAUGGAGAGGAACCUUUACUUCCGGGACUGAAUCUAACUCAUGAUCAAUUAUUUUUCCUCAAUUAUGCUCAGAUUUGGUGUGGAUCCAUGAGGCCAGAAGAUGCACUGAGUAAAGUAAGAUCUUCAGUUCACAGUCCAGGCCCCAUCAGAGUUUUAGGACCACUCUCUAACUCCUAUGACUUCGCCCGAACGUACAACUGCCCACCGGGUAGCAGAAUGAAUCCAAGCAAAAAGUGCUCUGUCUGGUGAAUCGUCUACAAAAUCUACAAGCAAUACGAUUGGAGGAAAAUAUGUUCUGCCUUAAAGAACGAAAUAUUCUAAAUAUAAAACCUAUAUCUAUAAAGUUUCCUUUGAACUUUCAAAGAAAAUUUUUGCUUUAACUACACACUAUUACUUGAAAUGUUUGGACCUUUCAUGAUAAUAAUAAUAAUAAUAAUAAUUAAUUAGUAAGUUGUGGAAUUACCGAUUUCGAUAAUCAGACAUGUUGAGACUUGCUUAUUACCAAAGCGUAAAAAUUUCUAGAUAAAUUUAACGAGAAUUUCCGCCCUGUUAAGAUGUAAUAACCAGUCUUCGAAUAGAAAUAAUAUUUAGAUGUACAGAAAACUUUAUGACAUAUAUAUCUACAUAUAUUCAAAUUCAAAUACCCACUAUAAUUGUAAAUAUGGCUGAAAGAAAUUAAAGACAGCAAAAUGAGGCAGAAUUAAUUACCAACACAUGUACAUAAAAUAUGUUGUAAAUAUGUAAAUUUCUGUCACAUAUUAUGAUAUCCUAACUUUUGUGAAAUAUGUAUUUAUGUAUAUGUGUGUAUAUCGGAAUUUCGAAAAUGGUGUGCUAUUUUUUAAAAUUCAAAUAAUGCAAUACAUAUCUUAAUAACUGGUUUUUAAUUUAAAAUACAUUUUAAUUGUUAUAUAGAAUUAUACACAUAAACUGUAGUAUGUUAUGAAUUUAUAAUUUGAACAGAGUAAAUGUUGUUUCUGUUCGUUAGACUCGAAGCGAUUUGAACUUUAAAAAAAUGGCAAAAUUCAGGCCUUUUUAUUAUUUUAUUUUUAUCAAAAUUUUAUCAUUUAAAUAAUUUUGAAUAAUAAGGAAAAUUACAAGGAAAUGGAUGAAUAAAUAACUUUAUAAAGAAAUCCUUCAUUUUCUUUUCAAAAUUAAAUUGAAAAAAAGUAUUCUGCAUAUAGAAUGGCGAUGCUGCUAUACUUUUUCUUAAAAAUUGAAGGAUAUCAAAAAGAAAUUCAUUGUAAUUUUCAGCACACACUAUUAAGAAGCGAUCGAUAACGCUUUUUAUUCUAAUCAUCAUUAAAUUUUAUUUUCUCAUUCUAGAUUGUUAGUUUCUUAAUUUUAUAUUACAGUUUCAGUAUCACAUAAUAGUUAAAAGUUUAAUUUAUGGAAAUUUUUAAAUUCACCUUUUUCUUUUAAUCGACAACCGUUACACGAGUCAGAAUUUUUGAUACCAUAAUUUCAAUAAUCUAACAAAGAAUUAUAAAGAACAGAUGAAGAUGGAAAUCUUAUUUAUUAGUGUAAAUAAAAUUAUUGUUUAUUAUUACUUGAUUUUGUUAAUUUUCUUCGAUUUUCUAUUACACAAAAUUCCCAUAAACUUUACCUGAAUCAUUUACUUCAAAAUAGUAUUCUCAAUUAUCAUUAUGCAAACAAAUCAAAAUUAAUUGUAUCGUUAUUUUUUGUACUUAAAUACAAAAUUUAUCAUAAUAAAUUAUUUAUAUAAUAAUGUUAUUUGGCUAGAAUAAAUUUUGCUCUUCAACUCCUUUAAAUAUUUAGCUGAAAAUUUCAAUUACCAAAAUUAUUUCAUGUUUAUAAAAUUUCAAAAAAAUUACGUUCGACAGCUAGUUUGUUUGCUUUCUAAUUUUUCGCGAAUUUAUUCGUUAAGGAUCUCUCCCCCACCCCCGCAAGAUUUUAUUUUGUUCGUUAGCUUUUUGAUCCAUUUGUUUCUCGGUUUGGCUUGAUUUCACCUCCUUUGGUUUGUUUGUACAUUUGUUCGUAAUUUUUUAGUCUCUCUGACAUAACAGUUUAAAUGAUAUCUAUAUUCUAUAUCUUAUCACCUAUGUUUUAUCCCUACUUAUUUAUUCAUUAUUAAGCGAAUAAACAACAAGAUAUUCUUUCGGUUUUAAAAACUUUAAUUUAUGCUUUGCAUUUUUAUAACUUGUAAUCGCUUAAUUUCAUGACUUCAAAAAACAUCUAUUAUAACAACAAAUUCGCGUUACAGUACUUUAAAUCGUUCUGUUCAAAGAAUUAUGCAUAAUAUAAUUAGUAUGUACUUUUUUUACAUGCAUAUGCAAGAUUUUACAUUCUCUACCCAUAAGAAAAAACUAUAAGUUAAUUUUACUUAGGAAAGUUUUGUAUCAACACUUUUAACUGUCCAUUGCGUAAGGUAUUAGUAUUUUCUUCAAUAUCUUCUUACUUUUAUUGUAUUAGUACUUAUAUAGAUAUAUAUAAUAAAUUAAAUGCUCAAAAGUCGAAACGAAAAAGAAAAUGCCGUAUUAAAUAUUUGAAGGUUAAUCCUCAAGUUCUCUUUAAAGAGCUAAACUAAGGAGAUUUUUUUAAAAAAUAUUUUUUAUUGUUUUCGUUUUGAUAUGUACAUAUUUAUAAUUUUUUUAUAUUUUUCCUUUUUGAAGUGAAGAUUUUUUAUUACUAUUUUUUAAUUUUCUUUAAUUUUCGUUUACCAGUUUAUCUUGUAACGCGGAGAAAAUGGGAUUAACCUUUAAACAUUUAAUACGGCACUCUCUUUUCCGUUCCUAUUUUUGAGUAUUUAAUUUAUUAUUUUCAAAUCUUGCAGCACAUUGUACAAAUCUGUGUCUCUUUUAUUUUCUUUUUAAACUCUUUAAAAAGUAUAUACAUUUCUGAAAUAAUUAGUUUUACUGCAAGGUUAUUUAUAUCGAAAUCGGUAUAACAACAACUUUGCUAAAUUCACUGUACCACGCUGUUGGAAAAUUUCACUGAGCUUCAUGUCUAUAUUAUUUUCACUUAAGUCAUAAGCUAUAGUUACAUUUCGAUCGUAACCAAUGUACAAAUAUGAAUACAUUUCGUGAAGUUAUGAAUUUAAAUCAAUGCCAGAACUGAUCUUCUCUUUGUAUACUUAUAUGCAUUAUUGGAACGUCUAUGUUGUAGCGGCCACUGUGAAAGAAAAUCGCCAAGCACAAACUGUGUGGCAUGAAAAAAAAUCGCCAACAUAGAAAGCACAAAAAUAACAAAAACUGUAAACUAAUUUCAAUAAAUUAGUUUUGAAAAGUAUUUAAUUUCAGAUUUUUAAAAAAGUAAUUUAUAAGAAAGUACUGAAAAAGAGUAAUAUGUAAUAAAACCACGCUUAUAUUUAUUUCUAGCAUAAAAUUUAGCGCAUGUAAUUUCUGCAGUUGUUGUUAAUGCGACUUAGAAAGCUUUUUAUAUCCUAUGCACUGGCGGCACAUAAAUUCUGUUAAAUACGGCUCAAGCUGAACUCUUCUUUCAACUAGUAACCUUUCAAGUAAAAGGCAUUACAUCAUGUAGUUAGGCUAACCACACGUACUGUUUUUUCCGGCAUUUCAUAAGCUUCACCCACAUUUUUAUUAAAAUGACAGCUUUGUCCCGUUUGCAGUAAAAAUUAUAAAUAUGCGCUAACGAAUCAACUGUGUUUCAUGACACUUGAGCUAGUGUGUAGAUAGUUUGUUCUGACGUCCACAGUAUUCAGAGAAUUAUUAAAAAAUGAGAGGUAAUUGAUUCUAUGGAAUAAAAAUACCAUUCGUAACAUUCUUGUAUUUGAGAUGAGUACAGAAUGUUUUUGAACUAAGCGACAGUUGCCAGUGUUUUCAAAAUUUUUCGCAAUGCUAUGGAAUUCAUUCUUUCCGGAAUGAAACUGGGAGAAGUUCAUGUCAACCAUUAGGGUAUGAAAGUUAUGUGAAAUUUUUAUAUAAAAAUUUAUCAUGGAGUAUGAAAAGUAUAUAACAAAGUGUAGAAAGGCAUACGCAAAGUAAGCAUACGAGAAUAUUUGUAAUCAGUCGUGGCAAGAUAUAAUCCAUCUAUCUCUAAACGUAUCUAAAUUUUUAUUAUUAAAAAGUUUUCUUAGUGAAAAAAAUAAUAGUAAAUUUGACAUCUUUAUAUCAUAAAAGUUUGUGAUCUUUCUUUGUCAUGAUUAAUCUUCGCCCUGUUUAUGUUUCCCAUUAUCCCGUUUUGCCUUAUGGAAAUAUUGUGAGCCUACCCUUAGCAGAACAGGAGAAAAUGUUCAUAAAAUGCACAUAGAUAUCAGUGGUGAAAGCAUUUGGAGGUGCAUUGUUAAAAGUUGGAGAGAGAAGAAAAGCUUUCUUAUUAUAAAUUGACCCGGUUAUCAUUUCUAAAAACAUUGUGGUGUACAUAUUUUUGCGAAGAACUCCCGUCCUUUAAAUGGUGUAAGAAACAGUUAAAAAUCGGUGAAAUAACUGUUAAGUAGUAUAAUAUUGUCUGCACGAUGGGCUUAAUACGGUGUAUUGUCAGUCAGCAAUUAAUCGCGGAUGGGGGGGGGGAUUUUCUUUCAGUGUCUGUCGCUAUAACACACGGUUAUCCUAUUUAUUAUUCAUCUAACUGAAAUAAUUUCUAUGCAGCUUCUUUUUAUUUUCAGUGAUGAUAUUUAUAUGUUGUGCAAUAUAUGUAUGUGUAAAAUAGCUGGAUUGUAUAAAAUUUUUCUUAAAAGGAAUUCUCCUAGUGCUGCCAUCUAGUGUGAAUCUUGGGAAAUUCCUUUUCUCUUGUAUGAAAAGUCAUUUAUCUGCAAUUUACCUUUCUUUGUAAAAUAAAAAUACUUUUCUUAGUUCUUGUAA
Stegodyphus dumicola is the source of this 6949-nucleotide messenger RNA. RefSeq names its product neprilysin-1-like. Lineage: Eukaryota; Metazoa; Arthropoda; Arachnida; Araneae; Eresidae. Gene Ontology annotation, cellular component: plasma membrane. Gene Ontology annotation, molecular function: metalloendopeptidase activity. The record is from RefSeq and is a predicted model, not a curated record. Gene Ontology annotation, biological process: protein processing.